GGAGAAGAAUCCAUAGACUGGUGGAGUAAGUUCUACGCAUCCACUGGAGAGAAUAAUAAGUGUGGGACCUAUCUGGAAAGAGGCUUCGAUACUCUGAAGGUGUACGACCGUGAGUUAGAAAAGAUUGAGGAGUUUGGGGGUCUCUCUGAUUUCUGUCAAACAUUUAAACUGUUCAGAGGAAAGACUCGGGAUGAAGGAGAUGACCCGUCAGUGGUGGGAGAGUUCAAGGGCAUGUUCAAGAUCUAUCCACUGCCAGAUGACCCAUCAGCCUCUGCUCCCCCCAGACAGUUCAGAAAGCUUCCUCCCAACGGGGUUGAGGAGUGUCUGGUCAGGGUCUACAUAGUCCAGGCUCAAGCACUGCAGCCGAAAGAUACCAAUGGAAAGUGUGACCCUUAUGUAAAGAUCACUUUGGGGAAAAAGACCAUCAGUGACCAUGACAACUACAUCCCCUCUACCCUGGAACCCGUUUUUGGAAAGAUGUUCGAGUUAACCUGCUCCCUCCCACUGGAGAAGGACCUUCGGGUGAUGCUGUAUGACCACGACAUGCUAACCAAAGAUGACAAGAUUGGAGAGACAGUGAUUGAUCUAGAGAACCGCUUCCUUUCUAAACAUGGGGCCAUGUGUGGCCUGCCUCAGUCCUACUAUGUAUCAGGGAUAAACCAGUGGCGGGACCAGCUGACACCCAGGCAGCUGCUGUGCAGACUGUGUGACCGUCGAAACCUGCGGAAACCCGUGUUCGAAGACAGAGCAGUUCUAUUCAGAGGACAGAGGUACACGGCUGCAGACCUGGAGGACAAACAUGAAUCCAAACGUCACCUCGGCCCACUCAAGGAACAAUUGUCUCUUCACAUCUUAAGGAAAAUGGGCCUGGCUCCUGAACAUGUGGAAACCAGGCGGCUGUACAGCCCACUGCAACCUGACAUAGAGCAGGGAUCUCUGAUGAUGUGGGUGGACCUCUUCCCCAAAUCUUUGGGACCACCUGGACCCCCUUUCAACAUUACACCACGAAAGGCCAAGAAGUUCUUCCUGCGCUGCAUCAUCUGGAACACCAGUGAUGUCAUCCUGGAUGAUGUCAGCUUGAGCGGGGAGAGGAUGAGCGACAUCUAUGUUAAAGGUUGGCUGGAGGGGCACGAUCACAACAAGCAGAAAACCGACGUCCACUACCGCUCUCUGGGUGGCGAGGGAAACUUCAAUUACAGAUUCCUGUUUCCCUUCCACUAUUUGCCUGCUGAGCAGCUGUGUGUUGUCGACAGGAAGAGUUUUCUCUUGCUGGCGUUUACUCGCCUCAUACAGGCUAUGGGCCACCUGGUCAUGGACCUGAACCACAUGCUGCGUCCCGCCAAGUCUCCAGAGAAAUGUACCCUACAGCUGCUCGACCAGCCGCUGGACAAACUGGUGUCUCUGUUUGAGCAGAAGACGGGGAAGGUGGAAAUGUCUCUGGAGAUUGUGACGGAGCACGAGCAAGAGGAGAGACCGGCUGGCCCCGGCAGAGACGAGCCCAACAUGAACCCUCACCUGGAGGAGCCUCAGCGUCCCGAGACAUCCUUCCUGUGGUUCUCAUCUCCCUAUAAGACCCUCAGGUUCAUCCUGUGGAGGCGAUUCAAGUGGUUUAUCAUCCUCUUCAUCAUCCUUUUCCUCCUCCUCCUCUUCUUUGGUGUCUUCCUCUACUCCUUCCCGGCAAGUUUAAAACACAUUUUGAAUACAGUUCUUCUCUAA
Molecule: messenger RNA, 1716 nt
Organism: Menidia menidia (Atlantic silverside)
Lineage: Eukaryota; Metazoa; Chordata; Actinopteri; Atheriniformes; Atherinopsidae
Source: the annotation of a GenBank genome assembly